AUGGGCGCGCGGCCCAGUUCGCAGCGUCGCUGGCAGCGGAGGCCGCGCAAGCUGCCAAGCGGCCCUCGGAGUGCCCAGCGCCCGGCCCUUGGGGGAGCCUUCCUCGCCCUCGCCCUCGCCCUCGCCCUCGCCCUCGCCCUCGCCCUCGCCCUCGCCCUCGCCCUCGCCUCCACCGCCCUGGCCCCCCUCGCCCAGAAUUCUACAAGUCGACCUCAACUUCCUUUAGAACAGAAAGAAUUUGGUCCUGGUAUCCCAGGCAUCCAGCAUUCCUUCUCCGAAUCAAACUGCCAACGAGGAGCAAGGAGACGGCCUUCAUCUACGCCGUGACGAGCGCCGGAGUGGUGCACGCGGUGACGCAGGCCUGCAGCUCGGGCAACCUCACGGAGUGCUCCUGCGACUCGUCGCGCCACGGGAAGAACACCAAAGAAGGCUGGAAGUGGGGUGGCUGCAGUGAUAAUCUCGACUAUGGUAUGGAAUUUGCAAGAAAAUUUGUCGACGCGCCUGACCUUGUAAAACCAGACAAAAAUGUAAAGCGUAAGAAGGCUUGGACAAAGCGAAUGCAGAUGAAUCUCCAUAAUAACGAAGCCGGCAGACAGGUUGUUGACAAGUUAAUGCGCAAUCAGUGUCGAUGCCAUGGAAUCUCCGGCUCCUGUGAACUGAAAACAUGUUGGAGGACAAUGCCAUCAUUCAACGAGAUCGGAGACAUGCUGAAACAAAAAUAUCAUCAAGCUGUUCAGGUACCCAUAAAAACACCGAAACGUCUUCGUCGCAAAAGCAAAGGGAAAAGACUGAAGGUCGACAAGGGCGAUCUAGUGCACAUCCACAGAUCACCAAAUUACUGCGUACCAGAUUUGCAGAAAGGCAUCCCUGGAACGUCUGGACGAGUUUGCAACAAAACAUCUCAAGGUCCAGAUAGUUGCGACCUUCUCUGCUGCGGAAGAGGCUACAACACUCAGGUUAUGAAGCAUAAAGAAAGGUGUCAAUGCAAAUUUGUUUGGUGCUGCUACGUUCGGUGCAAAACCUGUGAAACGCAGAUUGAUCGACAUACCUGCAAAUAACAGUUCUAAAUUCCUUUAAAAUUCACCUUGUCAGAACUUAAUUGUGCCAAGUGGACAUUACAAAAUUGGUAUUUAGUAGACAAGGCUGUAUUUAUUUCCACUCAUAACUCAUCUCAUCUCACAUCCUUUUCAUUUUAGUGUAAAUAGUGAAUUGUCAUUAUAAGUUUACGUAUUUCAUUGACAUCAUUUUUGCCUAGUUCAUCUGUGAGAUAGUAUAUAUUGUGAAGCAAUAAUAAUUAUGAAUAAUAGGAAAUAUAUAUUUAUUUGUCAUUUAAAAUACAUAAUUCUGUAUUUGGUAUAUGUAUUCAUGACUGAUUCAACAUGAAAUAUUUUGUGUAUUUUGUUGUUCUUCCUACAGUAGACUGAGAACAUGCAAAUGUGUUUCAAUUUACCACUUACAUGAGAGCCUUGUAUGUCUCACUUUUUCCAUUUGUUUGAUAUUCCCUAAUUGUGACACACUCAAAUAAGAACAGAGAAUAUUAUGAUAAACUUAAACAUUCAUUGUGAAGAUAUCUGAGUAAUUAUCUUAUGCUAUUGGUAUAAGAUGAUAAAAAUAUAUUUGCAGGAUUAGUGAGAAUAAUUUCAGGCCGAGUAAUGUUACCAUAUUUUGUGUUAAGAUUGUGCUUAUUUCACUGGAUAUCAGUAAUUACAUUCAGUAUAACUAAGUAAAGUGAACAUUUAAUGAAAUAGGUAAGUUAAUUUCAAUUUUUUUUAAUUCUUUUUUUUAAUUUUAAAUUAAAAAUAAUUUCUCAAAAAAUUUGCCAUGCUAGUGUCAAUAUGUUCUUCAACUUACAAUUAUUUAUUUCUGGAAUUGGCACCGCAUGAGAAAAUUAAAAUCAUUUAAGGGGAGUUUGUAUUUUUUUGAAUCAACUAAAAUUCAUACUACCUAUUUCGAGAAAUAGACAAUUCUUUGAGAUUUUCUUUCUCUUAUUUCUUUCAAUUGAUGGUGUUCAGUUUUUCAAUUAAUAUUUGAAGAGAUUUUGGGAAAGAAAUUUAAAACAAUUUGUUAAGAUUUUAUUUUAUGAAACGAAAUAUAAUUCAAUUAUAUCUGUCUCUCAUUGUCACAUUUGAGUUACAGAUAAAGAUAAAUGGUUACAUAAAUCAACUUUUGUAAUCAUUUAGCUAUCUGGAAUGGUUACAGAAAUCACAGUCUCAUAAGAAGAUCAAAUUUUCUUCUAUAAUGCCAUUCACUGCAUUUUAUUGGGAUAGACAACAAAUUGUUGAAUGCCAACCAACUUCGAUAUUACAUGAAGAAAGUGUUGAAAAUGAUAAACUGGUGAUAGUUUCAGCGAUGUUUUAUUAGUUCCUCCUAUCUACAAAUUUAUAUUUAUAGAUUGGUACAUUUGAGACAUUAUUCAUUAUCUCAUACAAAUGAAUAAAUAUAAAAUUUAUGGAAAAUGGUUUCGUAUAACGCAUUUAUCAAAAAUUUUAAAUUUGCAUAUAUGUGAGUGAGCUAUGUCAAAUUUAUACAAAGCUGAUUAUGCUUGAAAAAUCUUAUGAGAUAAUUCUUAAGAUUUUUCCAUAUCAUGUACAGUAAAUAAACAUAAAACCUUACAAUUAUUUAUCAUCAUUUUUGUUUAUUAGAAAAAACUUGUUAAUAUUUAUUUCACAUAGGCAAUACAUUUCAGCAGCAGAAGAAAGCCAGCAGCAGAACCAUUGGAUGGUAAGGGAGUUCAUAGGUUGUCAUUAUCUUUGGGAUGACUGUGAAUCCUAUAAAACAUUAUUAUAUUAAAUUCAGACACUUUUUUUGAGAUUGUAUUUCUCCAGAA
Gryllus bimaculatus (two-spotted cricket) is the source of this 2827-nucleotide messenger RNA. NCBI's taxonomy places the organism in Eukaryota, Metazoa, Arthropoda, Insecta, Orthoptera, Gryllidae. The record is from the annotation of a GenBank genome assembly.